This is a messenger RNA of Annulohypoxylon truncatum, 1767 nucleotides long. RefSeq lists its product as uncharacterized. The record is from RefSeq and is a predicted model, not a curated record. The coding region runs from base 327 to 1745 and encodes 472 amino acids. The transcript has a single exon. Lineage: Eukaryota; Fungi; Ascomycota; Sordariomycetes; Xylariales; Hypoxylaceae.
ACCUAUCAACACUCCAUACCAACAUCAUCCAUUGUUGCCCAACUUGCCUCCCUCAUUCGUAAACAAAGUCCCCGUGGCAAAACACCCCAGACCGAUCCGUCUUUGUUUAAGUCUCUCCUUUCAGCAAUUGAAAGUCUUGAAACUGCCUUUAUUAGGCCAUAGAUCCCUUGGCAAUCUCACCGUGCCGCGUUUUCGAACAAUUUUCACUCUUCCAGAUCGCGGAUUCUGAGACGUGCCUUUUCGGUACAACACAUUCAUUCUUUUUCUUCGAGAACCGAGAUUUUUGAUUGAUUUGAUAUCAUCGAUAUCACCCACGAAUAUUCAAGAUGCAGAUCCGAUCUUUCCUCGUGGCCGCCCUAGCUGCUGGUACAGCUAUGGCUCACAUGAACAUGAAGGACCCUCCCCCUCUAGCCUACAAGGGCAACCCGAACGCCAAGGAGCCUAACAUCGACUACUCCAUCACCUCUCCCAUCACCCAGGCUCAGUACCCUUGCAAGGGCUACCUCAAGCUCCUCGGCACUCCCGAGGGCGCAUCCGUGAAGACCUACGCUCCCGGUGGCCAGUACACCAUGAGCGUCGAAGGAGGCGCUUAUCACGAUGGAGGAAGUUGUCAGUUAUCCCUCUCAUACGACAAGGGUGCCUCGUUCACCGUCAUCAAGUCGUUCAUCGGCAACUGCCCUACCAGCUCGGGUGGCACCUUCAACUUCGACAUGCCUUCCGAUGCUCCUGAGGGUGACAACGUCGUCUUUGCCUGGACUUGGGUCAACCACACCGGUAACCGAGAAUACUACAUGUCGUGCGCUGUCGUUACCAUCAAGGCCGGUGCCUCAAAGCGUGGUGAUGUUCCCGCGAUUGAAGCGAAGCGCGCUACUACUGCUUUCGCCAGCCGUCCCAAGGUCUUCGAGGCGAACUUGGGCGGUCAGUAUUGCACUAAGGAAGGCGUCGACACUGUCUACCCCGAGCCUGGUCCGGAUGUCGAGAACACUUCUACCAGCCCUGGCCCUGCCAUUCUCUGUUCUACUGGCGCCGAUGCUCCCGAGGGUUCAACGGGUGGAUCCGAUUCGGGAUCUGGCUCUAGCGCAGGUGCAAGCUCUGCCGCCACAUCUGCAGCCACGUCUGCUGCAGCCACGUCCGCUGCUGCUACAUCCGCCGCUGCUACCUCGGCCGCAGCUUCUUCCGCCGCUGGUGGUGGUAUCCAGGUCUCAGCUUCAAUGUACGUAACACCUUCCUCACAGUUAACUCCAGCUUCUUCGGCUAGUUUAGCUAGUCCAAGUUCACUUGAAGUUCUGACUGUCAUCCCGAUCACCGGACUAACAUCUUCCAGUACUGGUGGCGUUUUCGUAACUGUAGCACCAUCUUCAACCGGAGCUGCUGCUUCUUCAGCCGCCGCCCCGACCACCUUCUCCACGGCGACCAUUGCCUCGCAAAGUGCUGGAGCUGGUACCGGAGCAGCAUCCUCGGCUGCCGCUGGCGGAAGCUCUGGUUCGGCUACCACAAGCGCCCAGGCUCCUACGGGCACAGGUGGUGUGACCGGAACUCAAUCCGGCGCUUGCACUGACGAGGGCGCAUGGGCUUGCGCACCAGAUGGUUCAUCGUUCCAACGAUGCGCAUCCGGACAAUGGAGUGCUGCUAUGCCUAUGGCCCAGGGCACCAAGUGCAAUCCCGGUAUUAGCAACACCCUUAGCAUGCGACGACGAGACCGCGUUCGCCGUUCGGGCACCGGUCUCAGCCGCGUGGCAUUUUAGAAGUCACCGGUUGAUUAGACGA